AUGGAAAAGUAUAGCAGGUGGGCCGAUCUGACGACGGGGAUCAACCCAUUCGUGCCUCAGCGUUGGCGCUUUGUCUCUGGAUGGCCUGUGACAAUCCUCCAAGUAACAUGUGGCUCUCUCCUGGCAAUUGUGCGGUUCCCGUUGGUGCUCGUGGUCACCGUGGCGCUCGUUUUGGUCAACAUUGUGGUGUCCAUCUUGACCGUGAUCCCGUUUGUUGGGCGACUACUGAAGCGUCUGAUUGAGUACCUGUUGUGCUCUCUGCUGCUCCUCCUCUUUGGCGUCUUUGCUUCGGAAGAAGCUGCUAACAUGCGUCGAUUGGGGCUUGCUACAGGCAAAUCGAAGCGCUCCAAGAGCUCGUCUCGAGUCGGACGUGGUGACGUGGUCGUUUGCAACUCCACGAGCUUCCUCGAGGUGCUGUACCUAGCCAAACGAUUCUCUCCAGUCUUUGUCUAUGCUAUAGACGAAAAGAGUGACACUGGAAACCUCGUACACGUGUGCGGACUGCUCGAAGCGCUGUACCGGUCCCUGACGAUGCCUGUGACUGCUGAACGGGUCAAGCCCACGAGAAAGAUUGCAGACGUGGUACGUCGUGCCUCCGGACCGAUCGUGCUGCUGCCGGAAGGAGCUCGCAGCAAUGGCAAAGCUGUGCUCCGAUUCACUUCUUUGCUGCAGAACCUCUCGGUUCGAACUCGUGUGCACCUGAUGGCGUUCCGUUACGAGUUCAAGCGCUUUAGUCCGAGCCACACUGCAGGUGGUGCGUGGCCUCAUCUCUUCUGGACUGCUUUCCACUUGUACCACACGAUGCGUGUGACGCUGCUGAAUGCACGAGAUUUGGACAUGGACCAUCUGACUUCGGCCAAGCAACCAAGCAGCAGAAACAGAAAGAAGCUAGAAGACUCCGAGACGCUGUCCUCGGAUCAGGUGGAAAAACUGCGCUCGCUAUUAGCCGCAAUGCUGCGAACGAAGACGGUCGAUUUGGGUCUGGAGGAUUUCGUGUCAUUUAACAACUACUGGAACCAUGUAAACAGUGGUGGACGUCAACCGGCAGCACAGUUUACAGACCGCAAGGCUCCUCACGAGCAUGCUCAGUGGGCCAAGAAACCGAUGACUUAG
Peronospora matthiolae is the source of this 1113-nucleotide messenger RNA. Lineage: Eukaryota; Oomycota; Peronosporomycetes; Peronosporales; Peronosporaceae. The record is from the annotation of a GenBank genome assembly.